UUUCCUCUGGGAAACCUUUCCUCUGGGAAAUGUUUAUAAUAGAAAAGGCUCAACUGGGAUACCUAUCAGCUUCUCCUCUACCUCUGGUGUGUAGUGGGGUUGACAACGGGCAAGGAUAAAAUGAGCUGGUCAUCUCAGGAUCAUGGAAAACCUGGACCCGAGGCUCAGGAAUGCCCCCUAUUUUCGUUGUGAGAAGGGAGACAGUUCUGUCCCCGUGUGCCAAAAGUGCGAAACAUGUGUCUUGGCUUGGAAGAUCUUCUCUACCAAAGAGUGGUUCCGGAGGGUGGGAGAGGUGCCCCAGAGGAGGUUUCUAGUGAGCAUCCUGGAGCAGCUGGAUAGCUUCUAUUUGCUGCACUAUUUUCAGAAUAUCCUUCAGACCACAGAGGGGAAGGAUUUCAUCUACAGCCGGUCCCGGAUCAACCUCAGCAGGAAGGAGGGGAAAAUCGUCAGGUCUUCCUUGAACCAGAUGUUGGAUAAAACCGUAGAACAGAAGAUGAGGGAGAUUCUGUACUGGUUUGGGAGAAGCACCCACCGGACCAAGGCAAAUUACACGCUCUUGCUGCUGCAGAUGUGCGACCCCAAGCUGCUGCUCACGGCUGCCAAUGUCAUCCGAGUCCUGUUUCUGAGACAGCAGAACAAUGUUGCAGACUACAACGCGCAGUGUGAGACCUCAGAUGUUUUCUGGGCAGCUAGCACCAAGAACGCAUCCUUCCCUUUGUCCAGAGCUUCAGGAAAAGAAAAGUCGCUUGAAAACAUGGGAGUUGAGGCAUCUAAUAUUGAAGGACCAUGGAAGAGUUCGAUCCAGUGUAUUUCCGAGAUGAAUAGGCUGUUUUCCAGAAAAGCAGACCUGUCGAAGGCAGAAUACACCCCCUCCGAUUUGUUGGUUGAUUUGGAUGUCGUCAAAGACCUGUCAUCCGGGGUUAGCAAAUUCCGGGACGUCAUCCAUUACCUGCCCAUCCACCUCUCCAAGUAUAUUCUAAGUAUGCUGGAUAAAAACAGCCUGAACAGGUGUGCCUCCGUGAGCCGGCACUGGGCCAUGCUGGUGCAGCAGGUGAAGAUGGAUCUGUCGAUGCAUACUUUCAUUCAGGGCCAUAUUACCUUCUUGCAGGGAUCCUACACAAAGGGAAUCGAUCCUCAUUAUGCCAACAGGCUUUUUAUCCCGGUUCCUAAAAUAACUGAUAACGGGAAGCGCAUGCGUGUGAAAAAUCAGAAACUGAAACUGAGAACAAAGAAUGACUACAACCUGUGGGCCGCAUACCAGAACCAGGAAACUCAGCAGGUCCAGAUGGAGGAGAGAAAUGUCUUCUGUGGGACUUAUAAUAUCCGCAUUCUCUCUGACACAUCCUGGGAUCUGAAAAGUGGGGCUUGUAUACGAAUCUUCAAUGGCCACCAGGGGACAGUCACUUGCAUGGAUUUAUAUAAGAACAGGCUCGUAUCUGGAGCAAGAGAUUGCCAGGUGAAAGAGUGGGAUGUAGAGACAGGGAAGUGUCUGAAGACAUUUAAACACAAAGACCCCAUCUUGGCCACCAGGAUCAAUGACACCUACAUCGUGAGCAGCUGUGAGCGGGGGUUAGUCAAAGUGUGGCACAUUGUCAUGGCCCAGUUGGUAAAGACUCUCAGUGGCCACGAGGGAGCCGUGAAGUGUCUGUGCUUUGACCAGUGGCAUCUCCUCUCAGGAAGUACUGAUGGCCUGGUCAUGGCCUGGAGCAUGGUGGGGAAGUAUGAGAGGUGCCUCAUGGCCUACAAGCAUCCAAAGGAGGUGCUCCAUGUGGCUCUUGUCUUCCUCCGGGUCAUCAGUGCCUGUGCAGAUGGCAAGAUCCGCAUUUACAAUUUCCUCAAUGGGAACUGUCUGAAGGUGAUGAAAGCCAACGGCAGAGGUGAUCCUGUGCUGUCCUUCUUUACUCAGGGCAACAGGAUGGUGAUCAACACGGAGAGCAAUAUUCUCAUGUUCCAGUUUGAGAAUAUAAAGUGGCAGUACUCCCUGGACCAGGCCAAACAAAAGAAGAAGGAUAAAGAGGAGGACAGGGAAGAAAAUGGCCUCACCGAAAUCCCCUCCAGGUCUAGCAUUCAGGCUUUCAGCGUGAGGGACUCGAUGUCCAGUAAACAAACUGUGGCCCAGGAGUCCCUGUUAAGUAAACCAUACAGGUCCCGAGUUUUCCUGAGGGCCACCAGGGUACCUACAGAAGUGUUCUUAGAGGGACCUCCAAGUCAAGGAAAGUCAAAAGCACCCCGAAGAGAUGGCAAGAAGAGAGCAAGUCCUGUUUUUAAGGAAGCAAGCAGCAUAGAUGGUGGGCAACAGAGUUUGGAAGCAAAAUCCCUCGCAGGAGAUCCAACAAACGAGGACGAGGAGAAAGUACCACCUGGAGACUUGAUCAAGCGCUCAAAGAAAAAGCGUUGGCAAAUCCCUAUGUCGGCCGACCAGUUCCUUCUGACGGUUAAUGCCCUGCAGCAAGCCCAUAAUUCAGGGGAGUUUGCCUAUCCCCGGAGGCCCCAAACCCAAGUCACUGAUGCCUGGGGACCUUCAAUUUCACACCCAAGGAAGGUCCUGAGUUUCAAAGGAAAAUCAAUCCAACAGGCAGUUGAUAGGUUGAGGUGGAGUAACCCUCCCAUUGAUGCGAAGCAAACCAGUAUUCCCUUGGAGAUCCAGAAACUGCAGCCCAACCUGAAGAACUCUUUGCACAGUCCCCGAGUGCAGUCCACCAUACCCCAGCCUGCGAUUAUCCGCCCCAGAUUCGCAGGCGCCCUCAAGGAUGAAGGCCAAGCGACCGGCUCCAUCGACGGGACAGUGCGCCCCUGCAGCCCGUUAACCAGCCUGCAGGUAAUUAAACCGAACCGCAUGCUGGCUCCACCUGUGGACAGGAGAACCAAGUCUGUCAAGAAAGAACGACCUUGCUUCUACACAACCGUUGAUCCCUUUAGAAUGAACACCAAGUUCAUGUUGUUGACCGUAAAGGAGGAGAAGGAGUAUGCGGAAGCCAAGAUGAAGGAGUUUCAGGCCAGGAAGCCCAGUGAAGUGGUCAAUCCAGAAAAAGCCAGCAGAGCUGCCUGGAUCAGGAAGAUCAAAGGCCUGCCUAUAGAUCAUUUCAUGAAGCAAGGAAAAACAGCAGCCCCGGAACUUGGGCAAAACGUGUUUAUCUGAACCAGCCUUGGGAAAUGAACGUCUUACAAUAAACAGAGAACCCAAGUGGA
This is a messenger RNA of Leptonychotes weddellii (Weddell seal), 3189 nucleotides long. The record is from RefSeq and is a predicted model, not a curated record. NCBI's taxonomy places the organism in Eukaryota, Metazoa, Chordata, Mammalia, Carnivora, Phocidae.